AUGGAGCUCCGACCCUACCAGUGGGAGGUGAUCAUGCCUGCCCUGGAGGGCAAGAAUAUCAUCAUAUGGCUGCCCACGGGAGCUGGGAAGACCCGGGCAGCUGCUUAUGUGGCCAAGAGGCAUCUAGAGACUGUGGACGGAGCCAAGGUGGUUGUAUUGGUCAACAGGGUGCACCUGGUGACCCAGCAUGGUGAGGAGUUCAGCUGCAUGCUGGGCGGACGCUGGACCAUGAAGACCCUGAGUGGGGACAUGGGGCCACGUGCUGGCUUUGGCCACCUGGCCCGGAGCCAUGACCUGCUCAUCUGCACAGCUGAGCUGCUGCAGAUGGCGCUGACCAGCCCUGAGGAGGAGGAGCAUGUGGAGCUUACUGCCUUCUCCCUGCUCGUGGUGGAUGAGUGUCACCACACUCACAAGGACACCGUCUACAAUGUCAUCCUGAGCCGGUACCUAGAGCAUAAACUGCGGCAAGUGCGGCCCCUACCCCAGGUGCUGGGUCUCACAGCUUCCCCAGGCACUGGUGGGGCCUCCAAGCUCGAGGGGGCCAUUGACCACGUCCUGCAGCUCUGUGCCAACUUGGACACGUGGCGCAUCAUGUCACCCCAGAACUACCACCCCCAGCUGCAGAAACUCAACCAACAGCCCUGCAAACAGUAUGACCUCUGCCACAGGCGCAGCCAGGAUCCGUUUGGGGACUUGCUAAAGAAGCUUAUGGACCAAGUCCACGACCACCUGGAGAUGCCCGAGUUGAGGAGGAACUUUGGGACGCAGAUGUACGAGCAGCAGGUGGUGGAGCUGAGCCAGGAUGCUGCUAUGGACGGGCUCCAGCAGCGGCGGGUGUACGCGCUUCACCUGCGGCGCUACAAUGACGCGCUGCUCAUCCACGACACGGUCCGGGCCGUGGACGCCCUGGCUGCGCUGCAGGAUUUCUACGACAGGGAACGUGCCACUAAAACCCAGAUCCUCCGUGCUGAGCGCCAGCUGCUGGCGCUGUUCGAUGACCACAAGAAUGCACUGGCCGACUUGGCGACUCACAGCCAAGAGAACCCGAAACUGGAGGUGCUGGAACAGAUCCUGCAGAAGCAGUUCGGGAGUCCCGACAGCCCCCGAGGCAUCAUCUUCACCCGCACCCGCCAGAGCGCUUACUCCCUCCUGCUCUGGCUCCAGCAGCAGCCCAGCCUGCAGAGACUGGACAUAAAGGCCCAGCUGAUGAUUGGGGCCGGGAACAGCAGCCAGAGCACCCACAUGACCCAGAGGGACCAACAAGAAGUGAUCCGGAAGUUCCGGGAUGGCACCCUGAACCUUCUGGUAGCCACGAGCGUGGCGGAGGAGGGGCUGGACAUCCCACAGUGCAAUGUGGUGGUGCGCUAUGGGCUUCUGACCAAUGAGAUCUCCAUGGUCCAGGCAAGGGGCCGUGCCCGGGCCGGUCAGAGUGUGUACUCAUUUGUGGCAACUGAGGACAGUCGGGAGCUGCGGCGGGAGCUGACCAACGAGGCGCUGGAGGCUCUGAUGGAGCAGGCAGUGGCUGCAGUGCAGAAGAUGGACCAGGCUGAGUACCAGGCCAAGAUCCAGGAUCUACAGCGGGCAUCGCUGGUCAAGCGGGCAGCCCGGGCAGACCUGCGGAACAGCCAGCGGCAGCAGUACCCAGCAGAGCACGUGCAGCUCCUCUGCAUCAACUGCAUGGUGGCUGUGGGCCACGGGAGCGACCUGAGGAAGGUGGAGGGCACCCACUACGUCAACGUGAACCCCAAUUUCUCGAUCUACUACACUGUCUCCCAGAAGCCUGUGGUCAUUGACAGAGUCUUCAAGGACUGGAGGCCUGGGGGCGUCAUUAGCUGCAGUAACUGUGGGGAGGUCUGGGGUCUACAGAUGAUCUACAAAUCAGUGAAGCUUCCGGUGCUCAAAGUCCGCAGCAUGCUGCUGGAGACCCCUCAAGGGCGGAUCCAAGCCAAAAAGUGGUCCCGUGUACCCUUCCCUGUGCCUGACUUCAACUUCCUGCAGCACUGUGCCCAGAGCCUGUCAGACCUCACCCUGGACUGACCACCUUGUCGUUGCAGUGCCCGCCUCAGGGUGCAGGGGGGCAGAAGAGUCUGCAGCAGGUGUUAUCUUCUCCUGGGCAAAGCCUGGGUCGAGGUUCCUCCUUCCUGAGUCACCCGCUCU
This is a messenger RNA of Cynocephalus volans (Philippine flying lemur), 2157 nucleotides long. It is a transcript of the gene DHX58, whose product is annotated as DExH-box helicase 58. Gene Ontology annotation, cellular component: cytoplasm. Lineage: Eukaryota; Metazoa; Chordata; Mammalia; Dermoptera; Cynocephalidae. The record is from RefSeq and is a predicted model, not a curated record. The coding region runs from base 1 to 2037 and encodes 678 amino acids. Gene Ontology annotation, biological process: negative regulation of RIG-I signaling pathway; cytoplasmic pattern recognition receptor signaling pathway; antiviral innate immune response. The transcript is spliced from 12 exons. Gene Ontology annotation, molecular function: hydrolase activity; zinc ion binding; DNA binding.